AUGCUUCAUCGCGAAAGUCGUUUAGGGUCGGGCGCACAUUGGUUUUUAAUUCAAGACAAGGGUGAAUAAUGAAAAAAGAGAUAAAUGUCAAAAAUGACCGUUUCUAGACAAAAUCUAGGCCUCAGAUAAGACAAAAAAAUUCUAUGGCCGCAUUUGGAAUGGCUUAAGCGUUCGGUAACGCUGCUUCACGUAGUCAGAAGUUCAUUCUACAAAAAAAAAUUUUUUUAAAAAUUUCGAAGUCUUUCCAUUCGACAUUGAGCCAUUCCAAAAGCGACCAUUUUUCAAAAAUGUAUUCCAGGCCUCUACUUCCAUCUGCCCGACUACGGCCAACUCUGGCUCCCACUUUUCCUGUUCAAACAAGGCGAAGAUGCUUCCUACACCAUUUUCCGGUCAUUCGAAGUCAUUUUCCUGGUCAUUUCCUUCCUUCUAACGGUUGGGAACAAUCAAUUAAAAUUUUUGAUUUGUUAUCUUUUCAGAUAUCUAGUGGAAUCGUUGCCGUAAAGUACAAUUACUGGCAUCGGAAUAUGAUCACGAUUUACGCUUCUUUCCUGUUUCAGUGGUUCGAACUGUUCUUCUCCCAUCUUUUGAUCACUCCUUAUCAGGAGGGAUGGAUUCCCUUGAGUAGUGAGUUUUUUUCAGUUUCUGGUCGCAUUUUGGAAUGGCUUGGCAGCAUCCCCUCACGCUUUUUGAUGCCGAUAUGCGCAAGUAGUUUUAGGUCGGGCGAGAAUGAAAGCGCCCCUUUGAGCCAUUUCAAAUACGAUCAAUGGCUUUUGAAAUGGCUUGGAAGCUUUAAAAAAGUGCUUUUGAUGCCAAUACGCGAAAGUAGUUUUAGGUCGGGCGACGCUUUGAGCCAUUUUAAAUGCGACCAAUUUCGAGUCAGAGAAAUUGAGUAGAUAUAUAGGAUGGAAUCUUUUGAAUACUGAGCUUUUUUGAAAAUCUUAUUGGUCGCAUUUGGAAUGGCUUUUGAGCUUCCUUUAACGCUUUUCGCUGUAAAUGCGCGGAAGUAGUUUUAGGUCGGGCGCAAAUGGAAACGGCGAUUUGAGCCAUUUCAAAUGCGACCAAGGGCUUUUGAGUCCGAAAAAAUGCUUUAUAUGAAGCUUUAACAGAAAAAAAGCCCAAAAAAUGAAGAUUUGCUAAAAAAUUUUGGUAUUUUCAAGCCUUAUUUUUUCGUAAAAUAUCCGAUUCCCAUGUCCUUUCGUCCAUUCUAAACAGAAAAAAAUACGUUCAAAGAAACCAAAAUACUAUUUUAAGAGAGAAAGUCUGUCCUUGCAGAACUUUUCUUGGGAAAAAUGUUAUUACGACGAUGAAAUUUGUAGUUUUUGAGAAAAAAAUUCCAAGUCCAAAGUUUUUUUGGCCUCACGUACUGAUUAAACUUCUCACGGGGGAAAACACGCCUUUUGAAAAUUUUGAUUUGAAGAAAUCUUGACAAAAAACUUUGAUAAAAGCUUCUGAUCUCUGAAAAAAAUUAAUGGCUCAAAUUUUUAAAAAUUUUUUUGAAAUUCUGACCUGAUUUUUUUCACGUUUUUUUGUCACUUUUUCUCAUGAAGAAAGACAAUUUUUGCAUUAUUUCAAGCCAAAAAUUAGGAUCCAAAGUCCAAAGGAUCACAGAGAGCACCUUAUAAGGGCGUCAGAGAAUAAGCUGAUCCCAGAAUCAUUUUUUCUUUUUUUUUUCUGCCCUCAUUUGGGAAAAUCUCACUGAUAACAUCAAACAUCCAGCACUACAAAAGCUUGGAAAAAUCAGAGGGAACAAAAAUUAAAAGAAAAAAAAACCAUAAGAACGAGAAAAAUCUUCUGAAAGAUCUAAAAUAUGUUUCAGGGUGAAUUUUCAUCGUUAUUUGAAGAUUUUUUGCAUUUUAAAGAUUUUUUUAUUUUUCUAACAAUGCUUUCGGUUCUGCCUAUGUGAUGAAAAAUCAAACUCCCGAACAAAAAAAUAAUACUUCUCAUAAAAAAAUUCGAUGGCUCAGAGGCUUUUUAUAACGAUAAUUCUUCAACUUUUCAAUAUUGGAAAUAUUUUUUUAAUAAAAAAACGUUUUCAAAACUUCUGAAAAAAAUAUGAUCUAGCCGAUAUACUUUGAUUGAGGUUCAAAAAAAAGGUUCUGACCCGAAAUUAAGCCAAAAAAACAAAACAAAAAAAAAUUUUUUUUCAAUUUUCAGAGCAUGAAAAAUUUUAAAUUUGCUUCAAAAAAAGGGCAGAAAUUUCAAAAUUCAAGAUAAAAACAUAAAGCUUGAUUUUUGCCUAUAAAAUCGAUCUAGAAGAUAAAAGGCCCCUUAAGUGGUCACUCAGGCUCGAAUUUGAUCUCCAGCCCUCUAGGGACUACUUCAACUCCCUCUCAAAAUUAAUAUUUCACCCCACAGUAGAUGAAACGUCCCUUAAGUGGUCACUCCAGCUCAAAUUUGAUAUCUAAUCCUUUAAGGAUCCCUUCAACUUUAUCAUUCUCCCAUUUUCUCUCACUAUAGAAGAUAAAACGUCCCUCAAGUGGUCACUCUGGCUCAAAUUUGAUCAACAACCCUUUAGAGCCCACUUCAACUUUAUCAUUCUCCCAUUUUCUCUCACUAUAGAAGAUGAAACUUCCCUCAAGUGGUCCCUCUAGCGAAAAUGUUGUCUCCAACCCUAUAGGGACCACUUCAGCUCCAUUUUACUCGUUUCAGACCUCAAAAUGGUAUCGACAACGCCGGAAAACGUGCCAAUCUACCUGUUUGACGACAUUUUGUACAUGCCUCUCUUGGUUGGAGGCUUCCUACGGUUUCGUUAUUUCGUUCUGACUUCCUGGGUCAUGCCGGCAAUGGUUGUCGAACGUGGCAUCGCGACUUAUUUUGUUAGGUAGGUCAUUCACCUUCAAGUUAUCAGUCUUUAAACCGGAUCAAAAUCAACUUGAACCGAAAAAAAAAAUCAAAAAAUCAAAAAAACUCUCUCGACUUGACAUCGCGGUUUCAAGAUUUGCACAUUAUUGAAAGUCAGCUCUUUUCUGUUAUUGUUUCCCAAAUGGCAGGAUCUCUAUACUAUAUGAAUGAUGAAAUGUUAAAAUUCGACAAUGUGGUCGCAUCGGGAAUGGCUCAGACUACGAAGCGGUCACUUCAAGUUGCACCCGACCGAAACCGACUUUCGCUCUGAAAAUUUUGCAUUUCUAACUCAAUCUGCAUAUUGAGCCAUUCCACAUGCGACCAGGAGAUUUUAGCUCGAGGAAAAGUAUCGCUUUAUAAAACAAGUUUAGCUUGAAAUACAGCUUAUAAAACGGAAAACUAACGAAGUUCGUUCAUUAUUCGAGCUUCUGAAGCUGAAAAAAAAUCCUGGAUCAUCCAUUUUUGAUGCAUUUUCAAGUGAUCUCAAGUCUUUCAUAGCGAAUUUCGACAUCAAUAAAUUUAAAAUAAAUGGACUAUGAAAGAAAAAAUCUUCCUUUUUCAGUUAUUACGACAAAAAUCAAUAAUUUUCAAGACUUUUUGGGCAAGUUUUGGAAUGGAUAAGUUCAAAAUUAAUCGACUAUGAAGGAUAAAAACUUCAUUUUUCAGUGACUAGGAGAGAAAUCAAGCUAUCCCAAAAAUUAUGUAACAAUUUUUAAAAUCGAUAGGCUCAAAAUAAUUAGAAGAUUUGGGAAAAUUUUCAGUGGCCCCUAUAGAGGCUCGACAAGGACUAUUUGAAGAGGACACUAAAGUGGUCGCUAAACCAACCUCUAUAGUGGCCGCUUUUUUCCGUUUUAGUGGCCACUUGAGUAUUUUUUCAUCCAGUAUUCCUUCCAGGAACUCUGAUAAUUAAAAAAAAACAGAUUGGACCAGUUAUGUCGAUCCAUUGACCCCUAAAGUGGCCACUUAGUGGUCUAGUAGAAGCACUCAGACCUCUAUAGUGGCCAAAAUUUGACUACUAUAGUGACCACUAAAACGUCAAAACCCUAUAGUGUCCACUAAAUCGUCAAAACCCUAUAGUGGCCACUAAUUUUACCCCUUGAGGGGAAACUAAUUUGACUACUAUAGUGGCCACUAAAACGUCAAAACCCUUUAGUGGCCACUGAAAAGUUUCCCAGAACCUGGAAUGGCAGAUAUUUCUCUGCGCUCUCUUACUCUCUCACGUUCACGUGCUAUUUUCACGUUUCUCUGACCUCGCCGGCGAGAGAACAGAGGGCGCAGACAGACCAGAAGCCUCGAAUAACUAUACAAACGAAAUAAAUAUGAUUUUUCAGUGACUACGAGAGAAACACCCGGCCGUACAUAUCCAUAAUCGCCGUGAUUAUCAGUCAAAUCGUUUCUACGGUUCUCGUGAUACUCAUGGCCAAUACUGUGAUCACCUACACCGUCGCUGUUUCUAUAUACUUUGGUUUCGGUCUUUUUGGUCUUACGGUGGGUUUUGAGUUUUAAAAAAAGCUAGCCUUUCCUGAAAAAAAUUCUUUCUGGAAAAAAUAAGCGUUUAUUUCGAACUUACUCUUCAAAACUUCAGUACUUAAAAAAAUUCUGAAAAAAUUUUAUUUCUUUUUUGAGUCUACUGUAUCCUACUAACUUGUAGGAUUCACCGAAAAAUAAUUAUCGGUACUCAGGAAAAAAAAAUCCGCAAAAAAUGAAGUAAAUCGAGAAAAAGGUUGGCACACCUCUAAAAAAAAAGCUGAAAAAAAUCGAAAAAAAAUUCCCGUCCUGCAAAAUUUAACGUAUAAGCUGACAUUUGAGCUUCAUUUUUAAAAAAUAUAGUUCUCAAAAAAAAAUCGUAAAAAAUGGAAAAGUUUAUAGGAUCUCUUGUAGACCUUUUCAAUUUUCAUUGGAUCCUAAUAAUCCUUUCGAACUGAGAAAAUUUUUAGUGGCCACUAUAGUAGUCAAAUUGAUGGCCACUUAAGGGGUAAAAAAUUAAUGGCCGCUAUAGAGGUCUAAAUGCUACUACUAGACCACUAAACAUUUUAGCGGCCACUUAAGGGGUCAAUGGAUCAACAUAACUGGUCCAAUCUGUUUUUUUUUAAAAUUAUCAGAGUUACUGGAAGGAUUACUGGAUGGAAAACUACUAAAGUGGCCACUAAUUCAGGAAAUAGUGGCCACUAUAGAGGUGUGUUUAGUGGCCACUUUAGUGUCCUCUCCACGUAUUCCUUGGCGAGCCUCUAUAGUGGCCACUAAACAUCCUCGGCUUUUCAUUUCUUCAAUAAAAAAAGAAAAAUAAUUUUUCCAGCUGUUCGUCUACCUCGUUUUCCGAAAUCAUCACCUUCUGAAUCGCUUGAACAACAGCAAAAGUUACAUGUCGCUCUAUACGCUUUCUUUGAAGUAUCAAAUCGUCGAGAAUAUUCGUGUUUUAAUUGUGAGUUUUUUUCUUGAGUUUGAAAAAUUUUUUUUUGAAAUUGGGUGCAAAAAUCCUUCAACAUUCCUCGAAAAAGGGAAAUUUUUUUCAAUCCGAGAAAUUUUUUUGAAAAAUCGGCCAGUAUGCUUCUUGAUAUAUCAAAUGGAGAUUCUGAAAGUUUCAGCUUGCUAAAAAUUCCCAUUUUUCGGAAAAAUAAAGGGUCAAAUUUUUGAAAAAAAUGGCUGAUUUUUUUGCGAUUUUUUUAAGGAUUUUUUUAAUAAAUUUUGAAAAAUUUCUACAGGGAAUGACUUUUUUUGUAACCUCUUUCUGUUUGAUUUUUCUUCAUUACUACUCAAAAAAACAGAUUUCGAAUGAAAUCACCUUCCCAGAGGGUCAAACUUUCAUGUGAAAAACUUUCAAGUUCUUGUUUUUUUGAAAAAAUUCCAUUUCUCGACUUUUUUUCCACAGAACUUCCAAUUUUCACAGCGAAAAAUACUUCUUUGAAGAAAAAAACUAUAAAGAAAGACAGAAAAAAAUUAAUUUUUUUCAGGCCAUAAAAGUGAUCAUAUUCGCUGUUGGAUUCGCCAUGUUCGGACUGUCCGGCGCGUUUUUUUCCUCGCCGGACUCGGCUGUUUGUCGAGUUCAGCUACACUUUUCGUUCAUUUGGCCGUCGAUUUCUAUCUUCAUUGGUUUGUUUUUCGACUUUUUCUUUUUUGAUGACUUGAAAAAAAAAAAAAAGCUCAGAACAUGAAAAACUUCCAAAGUCUGAAAAAUUCCAACUUUCUUGGUAGGUUAUUAAAACCUCCUUUCUUUUAUCAUUUAUAAAAAAAGAAGAUCUCAAAAAAAUGGGAAAAAAAUUAAUAUAUUGAGUUUUAAUUUCUUUCAAUUUGAAGACAACCUCAAAAUUGGAUAAAACAAACCUUUCAAAUCCAAAAAUUUUCCGGUUAGCUUUAAAAAAAUAAUAUUUCUUUUUAAUCUCAAAUAAAUUGAAAGAGAGAUCUCAAAAAUCAAAAACAAUCUUUCCAAUGAUCACUCUUACUGGGAAAUUUUGAAAAUAAAUGCAUGUAUUUUAAAAAUCCGCUAGUGCUUCAAUUUUUCGAUUUGUGAUUUCUAAAAAUGAACAAUUUGUCAAUCUUUAAGCUCCUUUUCAGUUAAAGAUGUUUUUUGAAAUCAUUUAUUUCUUCAAAAUCCAUUAUUAAAACCCUAUUAAAAUACCCCCAAAAAAAACUCUCAAACUUCUGUUUCUCAUGAAUAUCUCACGAAAAAAGUCACAAUGUAAAUAAAAUAUAUAUUUCCAACCUCUAAUUUGAGAUCAAAAAAUAGAAAAAAAACUCGGGAGAAACUUUAAUCUUCAAUCUCCUAAUACAUACUUGUUUCAAACUCAAAAAGAGCUAAAAUUAAAAUUUUCUUUCUUCUUAAAAAUGUAAUUGUUAGUUAUCUUGUUUCGACUUAUGAUCCUCAUCGAAAAAAAAAAAAUCGAAAAAUGCCUUUUCUUCAUUUUGGAAAAAAAAAAGUUUCACCUUAAAACGAGUCAAAUGGUAAAAAAAGAAAAAUCGAAAUCGGAAAAAAAAAAUGAUUCGCACGAUUGAAUCUUGAUAAUAAAUGACUGAAAUCCUAUUUUCAAUCCCAAAAUUUUGACAACCUCAUUUUAAUGUUUCAUCAAAUUUUUGAAUUUUCCUCUACUUUUCAAAAUAAUUCCAAACGCUCCAACUGGCCGUUACGAGGGAGGUCAUUUAACUUUGCGGUUGGGAAUUUCCUGAAAAUUGGCCAGAACAUUUUUUGAUGUACCAGAAGAAGAUUCUGAAAGUUUCAACCUGCACAACUUCCUCGUUAUUGAGAAAUGAGGGCUCAAAGCCUUAAAACAGCCCAUUUUAGUGGGUUUUGAGGGUUUUCUUUGACUUAGAGACUUCUUUUCUCAAUAACGAGGAAGUUGUGCAGGUCGAGAUUUUCAGAAUCGUCUUCUGGUACAUCAAAAAAUGUUCUGGCCAAUUUUCAGGAAAUUCCCAACCGUAAAGUUAAAUGACCUUCCAUGAAACGGUCAGUUCGAGCGUUAGGAAUUAUUUUUGAAAAAGUAGAGGAAAAAUUUAAAAAAACUUGAUGAAACAUUAAAAAUCAGAUUGUCUAAAUUUUUUUGGAUUGAUAAUAGGAUUUAGUCAUUUAUUAUCAAGAUUCAUUCGUGCGAAUCAUUUUAUUUUGAAAAAUCCGAUUUUGAUUUUUUACCAUUUUUUCAAUCCAUUUCUCUUGAAAAAUCUACCGAUUCUAGGUAUAGAAAAAUCAGCUAGAAAAAAAGCUCGAUUUUCGCAAUAAUUUUUAAGGAAAUUCUGAACCUCUUUGUAAACUUUUUGAUCAUCAAAACGAUUUUUUUGACGCUGAGCUCAAAAAAAUUAGCAAUAAAAGCUCGAGUUUUGAACCAUUUCUUUGAAAAAAAUCUAAAAAAAUUUAAAAAAAUUCUUUUUGAGAACCGUUCUGUAUAAAAAUUUUUUUCAAUGAGCACAAAAAAAUUUGCGUUAAUCCUAAAUGUAAAUUCCUAUAAAUAUCUUAGGGACCUACAAAAAAAGAGUGUAAAAAAAUCGCUCAAUCAUGAAGAAAAAAAUGACAGAAUUUUUGAAAAAGCCCUUUUUUUAAAACCAGAAAUCCAGGUUUUUUUGUAAGUUUCAAAUUAAUUCAAACUCAAGUUUCAAACAGCUUUUUUUCUAUUAAGUAAUGGCAAAAAAAUUUACUGAUCCUAGAUUGAAAAAAACUCAGAAAAAAAGCUCAAUUUUCGCAAUAUUUCUUGAAAAAAAUAUAAACUAGCGACUGUAAGGUCCACUUCCCCCUAUGCUUGAGAAAAAAAGAUCCCUCUGAACAUUUUUUUCCACGGUUCUUGCCACCCCCUGCUCGAAGAAAAAAAGAUCCCCUGAACAUUUUUCACAGUUUUUUUGUCAACCCCCUCUGCUCGGAGAAAAAAAGAUCCCCCUGAACAUUUUUUUCACAGUUUUUUUGUCAACCCCCUGCUGGAAGAAAAAAAGAUCCCUCUGAACAUUUUUUUCCACAGUUCUUGUCCACCCCCCCUGCUCGAAGAAAAAAAGAUCCCCCUGAACAUUUUUUCACGGUUUUUUUGCCAAUCCCCCCUCCCUACAUUUCCCAUUUUUUGCCAACCUCCCUUUCCAGGUCCCACCGAGACUAUCCCAUCUAUGUCCAAAACUUAGAAAAAAAAGAAUAAUUUCCAGAAUAAAAAAUGAAAAUCACCAUUUUGUAGUCAUCCGGUGGUGAUGCUGACGAUCUGCAUCUGGCUGACGCCGAAAUGGCGUCGGAUCUUCUCGAAAGUGCUUCCGAAGCCCGUGCAACGAUGUCUUUGCCAUAAUCGGCUUGACGUGACGACGCCGCCGCGGCUCACGAAUCUCCAAACGACGGACAUGUACUUUAAGAAUCUCGAGAAGAUGUGGUGA
This is a messenger RNA of Caenorhabditis auriculariae, 8670 nucleotides long. The record is from the annotation of a GenBank genome assembly. Lineage: Eukaryota; Metazoa; Nematoda; Chromadorea; Rhabditida; Rhabditidae.